GAACAAUGGAAUCUGUUGUAAUUAUGGUAUAGUCUAUUCUCGAAAUGUGGUAUUCAACCGGAUUUAUUUUUCCUUGUAAUUUAAUUUAUCUCUUCUUCCUUCGUCUGUUCUUCUCGUCAUUACCCCAUUCUGUCCCUUUUGCACGCCUAACUAUACUCACUACUUAGAUUAGCCAAAAUUUCUUCAUAAAUUAACCUGGACAGGCACAUCAGCACCACCAUGACUCCCGCUGCCGUUCCCCAAUUUAUUGACUCCUACACGAUCCUCUCAAUUUCUCCCAGUGCCCCCGGAUCAGAGGUCUCUAAGGCCUGGAAACAAUUAGCUCUUUUACUUCACCCAGAUAAAAACUUAAGCCGAGACACGAAAGAGCGCUUCCAGCAACUGCAAGACGCAUACGAUGCGAUCAAGACGGCAAGAGCACGGAAACACCAUGAUGCGCUUCGAGACCAGUAUUUAGCAGCUCAAGAAGCAGCGAGUAUCGCUACGGAAGCCGCAUUAUUAGCAGCAAGAGAAGCUGAGAGUGAAAAUGCAAGAUGGGAGAGCGACCAGAAGCAAAAGAAGCAGCAAGAAAUGCUGUUAAGGGAGAAGGAUAUCUGUCGCGUCCAGAAGGAGAAGGGAGAUAAGAGAGAGAAAGCCGAGAGACACAUAUCUGAAGAAGAAGAUUGUACAGUAGCCGAUAUAUUCCAAAUCCUUCACUACGGAGGACUGAAGAUCAUUCAACGAGCGCUCUAUAGAGCAAAAAAGCACUGGGACUACCAAUCACCAGUAUUUUCCGAGUUCAAAAACAGGAUAAGCGCCAGUUACCAAGCUAGAGAGAGUAUGCACUGUGAAGCACGAAAUAAUAUCAUCAAAACCAUCAUCCAGCAACAACAGUCGAUACAUCAUACCCGCGGCAAAAAAGCACCACUGCUCUCCGAUCAUGAGGAGUUGAAGCAGAAUCAGAAACUUUGUACUCGUUUCAAGGCGCUCCAACAAGAAAGCUUCGAUUACGAAAACCGACAGUACAAAUGGAGACAAUCGAUCUCCGCAGAAGCCCUACUAAUAAUUGGUCCUCUCAACCAGUUACUUGAAGACUACAGCCCGGAUUGUUUCGAGCCUGCCCGUUGUUUCUGGAAGUCUUUCGCCGAAAUCUCUCGUCCACUGGCAGAUGAUGUUGACCAAAUUCCCAUGUCCACGAGCAAGCUUUGGAACCAAGCAUUAUAUGGAUUUGUUGCCCAGGAAAUUGGGCUUGGGGUGGCAUCGAAUCUUGGCACAGAACCGCAAGAUGCGGACACUAUACGAGAUAUUUGGGAACGAAAAAUGAGAGAGGGACCAUGGCAUUGUGCGUUAGGCGAUCGUCUAAGCAAGCCGCUUGGAGCUGAGGACAGGGGAGAUAUUUGCGGACGUUGUUGUUUGCAAACUUACUGUUGCGAGCACGAGACAGUGGCAAGUCGGUGCGAGAAUUGCGAGAUGGUGGUUUGCGAGAUUUGCAGGGACGAGCUUGGGGCUUUACGCGAGUUCGGAGCCUGGGUGAGAGAAGCUGGAUUUUAUAGUGGAGAGAGGCCUGAGUUCUUGUACGCUCCGGCGAGACGGUGAUGGAAUGGAAUUGGCGUUACUUUAUUGUUCGAGUGUAACUUGUAGUUUGUAAUUCAAUACUCUUAGUAAAGUGGUAUAACACA
Botrytis cinerea B05.10 is the source of this 1658-nucleotide messenger RNA. RefSeq lists its product as hypothetical. Gene Ontology annotation, cellular component: endoplasmic reticulum membrane. The record is from RefSeq and is a predicted model, not a curated record. Gene Ontology annotation, biological process: cellular response to misfolded protein. The transcript has a single exon. Bases 220 to 1575 code for a protein of 451 amino acids. Lineage: Eukaryota; Fungi; Ascomycota; Leotiomycetes; Helotiales; Sclerotiniaceae. Gene Ontology annotation, molecular function: Hsp70 protein binding.